This is a messenger RNA of Oreochromis niloticus (Nile tilapia), 2097 nucleotides long. Its product is annotated as lymphocyte antigen 6 family member G6D. The coding region runs from base 1152 to 1535 and encodes 127 amino acids. NCBI's taxonomy places the organism in Eukaryota, Metazoa, Chordata, Actinopteri, Cichliformes, Cichlidae. The record is from RefSeq and is a predicted model, not a curated record. Gene Ontology annotation, biological process: sperm-egg recognition. The transcript is spliced from 4 exons. Gene Ontology annotation, cellular component: membrane.
CUGGGUCAUUUGACCCAGCAUUUUGUGUUUAUCAUUAUUAUGAUAUUAUGUUCUGGUUUAUUCUGAUUAUGUAUUUGGGUUUAGACUUUAAGUUCUCAGGGUUUUGGUUCUGUGCUUCCUCUGUCUGCCCGUGUGUUCCCUCCCUGUCUGAGGUCUUGUGUCAGGCUUGUGUCUGUGCAAACCUGUUGUUGUUUUUCCUGUUUUACUUUGAUAGUCUCUGUCCUGUGUGUAGUGUCUGGUUUUGCGCCCCCUUGUCUCGUCAGCUUUGAUUAGUCCCAGCUGUGCUCUCCUUCUGUGUCUCAUGCCCUCGUUAUCCCAGUGUGUAUUUAAGGCCUGUGUUUCUCUGUGUCAGUGUUGCAUUGUUAAUAUUUGUUCACCCUCUCCUGAUGUGUGAUCUGUCUGCCUGUGAAAGUUUAUUUUUUGUAUCUUCAGUUUUGUUGCUUAAGAGUUCAGCAUUAAAGCUGUUUUGUCUUCAUGUUUGCCUCUUUGGGUCCUGCGUUUGGGUCCUCGUCUCCUGUCUGCACACAGCGAUCCAUGACACACACAAAUCAAUUUUAAUAAACCUAAAUUGCUGCAGGGUUAUUAGAUGAAAAUAAUAUUUUGAUGACUGAGCUUACAAGUUCAUUUAUAUUUGCUAUUUCAAUUAAAUCAAUUUGAUAUUUUUCAAGUGCUUUUUUUCCCUGUCAUUCAAAAGUAAAUCUGAAAUGUCAUCCUAUUGUCUGUCUGCACUGGGCAUUGUUCUCUAUUAAAACCAAAUGCAUUAUAGGAAAAUGAUGAUAUGGGUUUUUAAAUAUUUCCCAGUUUGCAAAGGUUCAAACACAGUGAGACUCCAGCGAUCUUUUUUCUCUCUUUUGUGUGUGUUCCUUUUUCAAUAGGCUUCAUCCUUUUCAAACAGAUCUCGGUUGGCUGUGAGGUAAUAUAUCGGCAGAUGAAUAGAAAUCAGUGUCAACAUUAAUCUAUUGUCUGUAUUCAGACAAUAUUCCGACAUUAUUGUUUGUAUUCAGGACCUGAUGACACGCCUUUCCACAUAUAAGCAGCUGAGCAGAGUUAAGAACCUCAUCUGAAACCAUCUCCAGCGCUCAUCUGGAAACUUGUUUUUGGUCUUUUUAUCUGCAAUUUCUCAAUAAAACACUCAACUGUGUAAAAGCAAGAUGAAAAAUCUUCAGUGGAUCUGUGCAGCGUUGAUGGCCCUGUUUGUUACAGGUGAAUCUCUGACCUGUAACACAUGCACACCGGGUUUUGGACUUAAAUGCUGGUUCAUCUCCACUGAGACCUGCAACAACACUCAGUUCAGCUGCUACAUGGGAACAGUGGACUUUAACAUCAGUAAGUGGAUGACUUUAAACAAUCAGGGCUGCGUGUCUUCGGCUCUCUGUAACCAAACAGAAAAAGGAUCCCUGCUGGGAAUCACCUACACCAUCAAAAGGAACUGCUGCACCACAGACCAAUGUAAUGGAGCCUCAUCUGCCCACCUUCCUCUCGCUGCUGCUUUGGGCGCUGCCGUAGCAGCAGUCUGGAGCCCGUGGGCCUUCUGAAGCCAAAAACAAGCAGCAAAAAUAAAAUCUGUCUUCUUCUUUGUUUUUAAAGCAGGGUUUUUAUUUUGGGGGGGGGUGCUUUGUUUAUUUACAGAAUUUCUGUACUCUGUGUAGAAUAUCUGUUUUGCUGCACCUGUGAUGUAGCGCAGGAAAUGAAUACACAAUAGUAAAGAUGUAUUUAGUAUUAACAGUUAGCAUUUUAAAGUGGAAUCUGGUGAACAAAUAUUAAAAGAUGUUCAGUUCCAGAUUACCUCAUGAGAAAAGUACUUUCUUUUUGGCUGUGAAUGCUUGUGACACUUUAGAUUACUGGCUGGAGACUUCCUGUUGGAACAAGAAAACCUAAUAAACUACAUUCCCACGUAUCACUUUUAAGUCAAACCAUUGUUUAAAUGUCGGCAUUCUUUUCUUGAGAUUCACCUGACACACGCACACAUACCUCAGACCUAACCUAGUAAUUUUAAGACAGCUCCUUUAUUCCUGUGAAUGAUGAAUAACUUUUUGUAAGCGGUAAUUGUCCAGGGUGCCUUCAUCGCAGCAGCACAAUGCCUAACCUGUCGUCAGU